This is a messenger RNA of Ziziphus jujuba (common jujube), 7095 nucleotides long. Its product is annotated as 1-phosphatidylinositol-3-phosphate 5-kinase FAB1B. Gene Ontology annotation, molecular function: ATP binding; metal ion binding; 1-phosphatidylinositol-3-phosphate 5-kinase activity. The record is from RefSeq and is a predicted model, not a curated record. Bases 1309 to 6801 code for a protein of 1830 amino acids. Gene Ontology annotation, cellular component: endosome membrane. Lineage: Eukaryota; Viridiplantae; Streptophyta; Magnoliopsida; Rosales; Rhamnaceae. The transcript is spliced from 11 exons. Gene Ontology annotation, biological process: phosphatidylinositol phosphate biosynthetic process.
CAUUAUAAAUAUGAGAAAAAAAAAAAUUUGAUCGCACAGAAUAGCAAAAGCUAUACAUGAAUUUGGAAGAAGCUGUUACAUUUCUAUGUGAAUUUCUCUUUUUUUUAUUUUUUUUCUUUUUUUUUUUAAUCUGAAUUAAUUUAGGAGAAACUUUGAAUUGGGGUUUUUGCAAGUUGAUGAGCUUAUGAUCGAGAAUUGAAACGCCUUGGGUAUUGAAUCGGCGACGAUCGUUUUCUGGGUGGGGGGACAUUUUUAUAUUUUUUUAGUUUCUCUCCUAAUUUUCUCUCUCCACCUACCCUACCCUUCCCUUCUCUCUCUUUGUCUUUCUGGGAGCUUUCGGUGUGUCACGGUUUCGUCUGGGUACGUGGCGGAAACUUAUAUAAUGCCCUUUCCUUUUGGCUUUUCACUUUUGAGAAGAUCUGACAGUGAUUUUCAUUGUUUAUUUGACUGGUAUUAAAUGUUAUUGGAUCAGAAUUUGUAUCCAAAAAGGAGAAAAAAACAUUGUUUGGGAUUCUUGUUUUCUAGUGGAAGAGAGUUUGGAUUGUAUUAUUGGGUUUCCGUACAAUAACGUUGCUUUCGUUGGGGGAAUGUUAUGUUUUUUUGUUUGUUUGUUUAUGUAUCAAUUUGCUUUUGAUUAUUGGGUUUUUUUAUUGGCAUCGGGAAUUGAGUUUGGUUACGCGUGGUAGUGAUUGAAGACAGAUGGUUCUGAGUUGGGUCAUCAAAGGAAGCGUGUUUUUACCUUAUUUGUGGUAGUGGUUGAGAAGCUGUUUGUGUUUUUGUUCUGUUGGUUUCUUCUCGGGUCAUCUGAAUUCAGUGUCUCUUUGUGUGUGCGUCAUUUAGUUUCAGAACUUUGGAUUACCUAUUUAUUGAUUGAUUAAGCCUAUAGCUUGCACUUCAAGAGUUUAGCUUUAGGAAUUUAUCAGAAUUAUAGAGAUUUUCCUUUUCAUUUUGAUUUGAAGUUGAAUUAUUUGGCCUGAUUGGGGGUUUUAGGCGUAUGAAUUUACGUUUAGGAGUGACUGGAGGUGUGCAGUAGUUUUUCUAAUGUAUUGGGUUUCUGAUAAAGAAGUCAAUAUUCGGAUUCUAUGGGGAACCGAAACCAAGGUUCCCUUAAUGUUCUCAUGAUGUGCGGUUGAUUGGUGUCAAACUGUAGAAAAGAGUGUUGCUCAAAAAUCUUCAGAGUUUGAUUUUGGUCUUGGAAUUUAUUUCCUUCAUCUGGGGUGAAUUGUCAGAAUUGUUAUCUUGGAAAUAGCUUGAGAGGAUUGGCAAAUGAGUAUGUCAUAAUGAGAGGGGCAGUAGGAUUGAUUGUCCAUGGAUACGUCCUACAAUGUAUUUUGUCAAUUGGUUGGCUUGGUGAAGUCAUGGAUCCCUUGGCGAUCUGAGCCAGCUAAUGUAUCGAGAGAUUUUUGGAUGCCUGAUCAGAGCUGUAGGGUAUGCUACGAGUGUGAUUCCCAGUUCACUAUACUUAAUCGUAGACAUCAUUGUCGACUUUGUGGUCGGAUUUUCUGUGGCAAGUGUACAGAGAACUCGGUUCCCGUCCCAUCUUGUGGCUCAAGGACUCCAGUGGAAGAAAGGGAGAAGAUUCGGGUAUGUAAUUAUUGUUACAAGCAAUGGAAAGAGGGAACAACUACCCUUGAUAAUGGGAAACAGGAUUCAAACCUGUGUCUUAGUACCUCACCAUCAGCAACAAGUUUGGCCAGCACCCGAUCUAGUGGGACUGGUAAUAGUAGUAGCACUACUCUUGGGUCAAUGCAAUACUCAGUUGGACCAUACCAGCGUGAUCAACCGAGUAUUGGUCUCAAAACUAACCUACCUUCUUUAAUGGAAGCCAACAAAGAGAGGCAAAGUAGAUUUGCAUCUGGGACGAGCAAUGACCUUGUCACAGUUAUGGGGGAUCCAUCAUCAAAUCGGAGUGAUUAUGAUGAUGCUGAGUAUGGCAUAUAUCGGGUGGAUUCUAAGGCUAGAGAUUUCCCUUCAGUCAAUGACUACUACAGUCAAGCUGAGUUUGAUGAGAUGGCCAAUGGUGAUGGAUCGCAUAAAGUGCACGUAGAUGACGAAAAUAUUGAUGCAAAAAGCUUGAGCGUCUCACCAUUACAUCAUCAUUUUGAAUCAAGAGCCUUGGAUGCAAUUCCACAGCUUGGAAGAACAGCAGAUGAUAAUGAUAUAGGUGAUGAAUGUGAGGCAUCUUCCACGUUGUAUCCUGUGGAUGAUGUUGAUACUGAACCUGUGGAUUUUGAGAACAAUGGGCUUCUUUGGCUCCCCCCUGAACCUGAAGAUGAAGAAGACGAAAGGGAAGCAAUGCUGUUUGAUGAUGAUGAUGAUGAUGGAAAUGUUACAGGAGAAUGGGGAUAUCUACGCACCUCAAGCAGUUUUGGAAGUGGGGAGUUUUGCAAUAGAGAUCGAUCAGGUGAGGAGCAUAAGAAUGCCAUGAAGAACGUGGUUGAUGGACACUUUAGGGCUUUGGUAGCUCAGUUACUGCAGGUUGAGAAUCUUCCUGUGGGCGAUGAAAAUGACAAAGAGAGUUGGUUGGAGAUAAUUACAUCUUUGUCUUGGGAGGCUGCUACACUGUUAAAGCCUGAUAUGAGCAAAGGUGGAGGGAUGGACCCCGGUGGAUAUGUCAAAGUAAAAUGUAUAGCCUCUGGACGUCGUCGUGAGAGUAUGGUUGUCAAAGGAGUUGUUUGUAAAAAGAAUGUGGCUCAUCGAAGAAUGACCUCCAAAAUAGAAAAACCUCGCUUUUUGAUCCUUGGUGGGGCUCUCGAGUACCAAAGGGUUUCUAACCUCUUGUCAAGUUUUGAUACUCUUUUGCAGCAGGAAAUGGAUCACCUAAAAAUGGCAGUGGCAAAGAUUGAUGCACACCAUCCUGAUAUCCUUUUGGUUGAGAAAUCAGUUUCUCGAUUUGCUCAGGAGUAUCUCCUUGAGAAGGACAUUUCACUUGUUCUCAAUAUAAAGAGGCCACUUUUAGAGCGCAUAGCCCGCUGCACAGGUGCUCAGAUAGUUCCCUCAAUUGAUCAUCUCUCAUCACAGAAGCUGGGCUACUGUGAAAAAUUUCAUGUAGAGAGGUUUCUGGAAGAUCUUGGUUCUGCUGGGCAGGGGGGUAAAAAAUUGGUGAAGACGCUGAUGUAUUUUGAAGGUUGUCCAAAGCCUUUGGGUUGUACCAUUUUACUGAGAGGUGCUAAUGGGGAUGAGUUGAAAAAAGUGAAGCAUGUGGUUCAAUAUGGAAUUUUUGCAGCUUACCACUUAGCUCUGGAGACAUCUUUUCUGGCUGAUGAAGGUGCCUCUUUGCCCGAAUUACCAUUGAACUCUCCAAUAACUGUGGCACUUCCAGAUAAAUCUUCAAGCAUUGAAAGAUCCAUCUCCGUAGUACCUGGUUUCAGUGUUUCUGGUGGAAUAUCUCCCGGAUCUAAUGAACCGCAGAGAUCUAACAGUAUCCAUACAUCAGAUCCUUCAUAUGUCUGCAGCACACAAUCUUUAAAUAAUGGGCCUAGCUAUCUACCCACCCAACCUAAUUCCAUCUUCAUCAAUUCUGCUGCUUUUUACUCUGCUAUGCCAGGGAAAUUUGUUUCAGAUUCUUACCUCAACAACAUUUCUCAUAAAACUUUUGGGGACAAAAAUGAAAUGCAUUCACAGCUGGUUGAAACUCCUGCUAUUAACAGUGGUCCUGCUGCGAUGUACAAUUAUCUUUCAUCUGAUAACAAGUUGGAGACUUUUGAGGCUUUGGAACAUGACAUCUUUUCCAACACCCAAAAUCAUCAGUGUGCAAUAACUACAAACCAGCUAGGAAAUUCAGAUGUAUCCUCCUUGCAAGAAGAUGGUAGAAACAAUUCUGAGGAGCUAGGAGUUUUAAAAGAAGCUCCAGGACUCUUGAAGGAAGAGUUUCCUCCAUCACCUUCAGACCAUCAGAGCAUUUUGGUAUCCUUGUCAUCACGGUGCGUGUGGAAGGGGACUGUCUGUGAGAGGUCCCAUCUGUUUCGAAUUAAAUACUAUGGAAGUUUUGAUAAACCUCUAGGUCGGUUUUUACGAGACCAUCUAUUUGAUCAGAAUUACCAAUGUCAAUCUUGUCAAAUGCCAUCAGAAGCUCACGUUCAUUGUUAUACUCAUAGGCAAGGCACACUCACUAUAUCUGUCAAGAAGCUACAAGAAAUUCUCUUACCAGGUGAAAGGGAAGGAAAAAUCUGGAUGUGGCAUAGGUGCCUGCGGUGUCCAAGGACCAAUGGUUUUCCUCCAGCAACUCGGAGAAUAGUAAUGUCUGAUGCUGCAUGGGGUUUAUCAUUUGGGAAAUUUUUGGAGCUCAGUUUUUCAAACCAUGCAGCUGCAAGCAGGGUGGCAAGCUGUGGCCAUUCUUUACAUAGAGAUUGUCUUCGUUUCUAUGGAUUUGGGAAAAUGGUUGCUUGCUUUAGGUACGCAUCAAUUGAUGUUCUUUCUGUAUUUCUUCCUCCUUCCAAACUGGACUUCAACCUUGAAAAUCAGGAGUGGGUACAAAAAGAAACUGAUGAGGUUGUUAACCAGGCAGAGCUUCUGUUUUCAGAAGUACUCAAUGCUCUUCGCCAAAUUACGGAGAAAGGAUCUGGUUCAGGGUUGCUUAAUAGUGGCACAAGCACACCUGAAUCUAGACGCCAAAUUUUGGAGCUUGAAGGAAUGCUACAGAAGGAGAAGUCUGAAUUUGAGGAAUCUCUUUUAAAAACUUUAAACAGGGAUGCGAAAAAGGGCCAACCUCAUAUUGACAUCCUUGAGAUCAAUCGAUUGCGAAGGCAGUUACUUUUCCAGUCUUAUGUGUGGGACCACCGCCUGGUUUAUUUAGCCGGUUUAGAUAACAGCCUUGGGAAUGGUUUGAGCAGCUCAACCUUGGACUAUGAGGGAAAACCCACUCUGAAUGAUGAAAAUCUUGCUAAGAUGAAUGUGGCCAUCAAGCCUGGAAAAGUUUUCAAUGAAUGUGACUCCUUUCUUGCAGAUACAAAACGUGAUAAGAUCUUUGAUAACCAAGAGGACUUUGGUUGCAAUGCUGAUAAAUCAGAUCCGGUUCAUCGAGAAAUAAAUGAGGGUCCAGAUCCAAAUAAGGGAGAGGAAAAACAUGCAAAUCUCUCUAGUAGCAUUAGUGUUGGCGAUCAAUCUAACCCUUUGGAGUCUAACAUUAAUGUAAGUAGGACCCUCUCUGAUGGGCAAUUUCCUGUCAUGACAGAUUUGUCAGAUACCCUUGAUGCUGCAUGGACAGGUGAAACUCACACAGGGAUUGGGUUAUUGAAGGAUAAUAUUUGUGCGGUUCCUGAUUUAUCCAUGGCAGAUUCUUCUACCACCUUUGCGGGUGCAGAGGGAUUAAACAUGGACCAUGCAGAGGACCACAAUUAUUCCAAGGUUGGCCCCCCUCUUUCACAUGCAUUAUCUACCAAGGAUUCUGAGAAUAUGGAAGACUCUAUUAGCUGGUUAAGAAUGCCCUUCUUGAACUUCUACCUUUCAUUGAACAAGAACUCCCUAGCUAGUGUACAAAAACUUGACAAAUUUGGCGAGUAUAAUCCUGUCUAUGUUUCAUUCUUCCAGAGGUCUGAACCCCAAAGUGAAGCUAGGCUGCUUAUGCCUGUGGGUAUUAAUGAUACUAUAAUUCCAGUUUAUGAAGAUGAACCCACAAGCAUUAUUGCUUAUGCUCUAAUGUCACCUGAAUAUCAUAUCCAAAUGACUAGUGAGGUAGAAAGACCAAAAGACAGUGGGGAUUCUAUGACUCCACCAAUAUCGGAAUCAUUGAAUUUUCAGCCAAUUCAUUCUUCUGGUGACACAACAAUUGAAACUUAUCGAAGUCAUGGGUCUAGUGAUGACAGCAUUCUAUCCUUGUCUGGAUCUCGUAGCUCCCUGGUUUUAGAUCCACUCUCAUAUACAAAGGCUUUGCAUGCCAGAGUUUCAUUUGGAGAUGAAGGUGGUAAGGUAAAACAUUUUGUAACCUGUUACUUUGCAAAGCGGUUUGAAUCUUUAAGAAGGAUUUGUUGUCCUUCUGAGCUUGAUUUUGUAAGGUCACUUAGCCGUUGUAAGAAGUGGGGAGCCCAAGGUGGCAAGAGCAAUGUCUUUUUUGCAAAAACCUUGGAUGACAGAUUUAUUAUCAAACAAGUAACGAAGACAGAGCUUGAAUCUUUUAUCAAAUUUGCUCCUGGAUAUUUCAAGUACCUAUCUGAUGCAAUUGUAACAGGAAGUCCAACAUGCCUGGCAAAGAUUCUGGGGAUAUAUCAGGUCACAACAAAGCAUCUUAAAGGAGGGAAAGAAUCCAAAAUGGAUGUUCUGGUUAUGGAGAAUCUUCUUUUUAAAAGGAAUGUGACACGGCUUUAUGAUCUCAAGGGGUCUUCCAGGUCACGUUAUAAUCCUGAUACCAGUGGGAGCAACAAAGUUCUGUUGGAUCAGAACUUGAUUGAAGCAAUGCCAACAUCUCCCAUAUUUGUGGGAAACAAGGCAAAACGUUUGUUGGAGAGAGCCGUCUGGAAUGAUACUGCUUUUCUUGCUAAUAUUGAUGUAAUGGAUUACUCACUACUGGUUGGGGUGGACGAACAGAAGCAUGAGCUAGUUCUUGGGAUUAUUGAUUUCAUGAGGCAGUAUACAUGGGAUAAGCACCUUGAAUCGUGGGUGAAAUUUUCAGGUAUUCUCGGCGGGCCAAAGAACUCAUCCCCGACGGUAAUUUCGCCUAUGCAGUACAAGAGAAGAUUCAGGAAAGCUAUGACAACCUAUUUUCUGAUGGUUCCAGAUCAGUGGUCUCCACCAUCUAUCAUUCCUAGUAAAUCCCAGUCUGAUUUAUUAGAAGAGAACUCACAAGGUGGAACUUUGGUUGAAUAACACUGCACGUCUGCUUGUACAUUUUGGCAUGCAUGUUAUUCUGGAUUUCCACAUGGUUUUUUCUUCAUUUUAUUUUUACUUGUUCCUAUUCUUUUCAUAGAAACUGUAGUUAUAUUUUUGUUUUCCAAACAAAUUCUUGAUUAUUUUUGGAGGAUGCUGAAGAAGGCUUUAGAAGCCAUGGAAAUUUCAGCCCGCGGAGAGGGGGGGUAUUGUAUUGGAUGACCCCGCCACAAAAAUCCUUGUAGAAAAAAAUAUAUACAUACAUAUAUAUAUAUUUAUUUAUUUAUUUAUUCA